AUGCUCGUCUUUCCGCUGCUGCUGGCACUGCUGCCUGGUCUCGUAGCGGCUGCUACACCCCAGCUGGACAAGUACCGCGCCCUAGCGAAGCGGAAUGGCGGACUACUCUCCCUCGACGCAGCGGCCUAUGAUGAACUCACGUCCUCGCCGCGCGACUACUCUGUGUCGGUGGUGUUGACGGCGAUGGGAGCGCAGUACAAGUGUCAGCCGUGCCAGCUCCUCCAGCCCGAAUACUCGCUCCUCGCCAAGCAAUGGAGCUCGACGAAGAGGAGCAGUGACGAGGAGCACUUCUUCGCCUACCUCGACUUUCAGAACGGGCCAGAGGUGUUCCAGCGGCUCGGUCUGCAGACCGCACCGGUCUUCCAGCUAUUCAUGCCGACCGAGGGACCGCGGGCGACAGGCAAGCUUGCGGCAGAAACGGUCGACUUUGGCAGGACUGGGUUCAAGGCCGAAUCGAUCGCCUCGCACCUUUCGGCUCAUGCCAACCUCCCGUCUCUCAAGUUCGCGCGACCCGUCGACAAGACCAAGGUCCUCAAGACUGUCGCUUCCGUCGUCGUGGGCGUACUCGCAGUGUGGCGGAUGUGGCCACUUUUCGUCGUCGUCUUCACCCGCCGCUACAUCUGGUCUGCGAUCUGCAUCUUCACCAUCCUCUUCAUGACCUCGGGCUACAUGUGGACGCAGAUCCGCCGUCCGCUGUACGUCCAGGCUGAGCGGAACGGUCAGGUCAGCUACAUUGCGGGCGGCUAUCAAACGCAGCUCGGCGCCGAAGUGCACAUCAUCUCAGCCAUCUACGGCAUCCUCGGCUUCUCGGCCUACAUCCUCGCCUACACCAUUCCCAAGCUGACGGACCCAGUUCGACAACGGCUCGGCGUCUAUGUCUGGACAGGCGUCUUCAUCGUUAUGUCGGGCGUCCUGAUGAACAUCUUCCACAUGAAGCAACCUGGAUACCCCUUCCGCAUCUUCUGA
This is a messenger RNA of Rhodotorula toruloides NP11, 966 nucleotides long. Its product is annotated as oligosaccharyltransferase complex subunit gamma. NCBI's taxonomy places the organism in Eukaryota, Fungi, Basidiomycota, Microbotryomycetes, Sporidiobolales, Sporidiobolaceae. The record is from RefSeq and is a predicted model, not a curated record. Gene Ontology annotation, cellular component: oligosaccharyltransferase complex. The coding region runs from base 1 to 966 and encodes 321 amino acids. The transcript is spliced from 7 exons.